Molecule: messenger RNA, 3982 nt
Organism: Oncorhynchus nerka (sockeye salmon)
Lineage: Eukaryota; Metazoa; Chordata; Actinopteri; Salmoniformes; Salmonidae
Product: NACHT, LRR and PYD domains-containing protein 12-like
Exons: 15
Biological process (GO): intracellular signal transduction
Molecular function (GO): protein binding
Source: RefSeq, a predicted model, not a curated record
CGGUGGUCUAAAAUGAGUCUCUCUGGGGAGAGAGAGGAGGGGGGCCCUGCCUCUAAAAUGAGUCUCUCUGGGGAACAUGACACCAAAGCUGAGAGACCAAUCAAGCAGGAGAGACCAGCCUCCCCUGUUCCCAGCUGUGUGUCCAUGAAGAGUAACCAGUCUAUGGGUCUACCUGAGGUGUUUAGAGAGGGAGACUUUUCUACUGAACAAAGACCAAUCAAGCAGGAGAGACCAGCCUCCCCUGUACCCAGCUGUGUGUCCAUGAAGAGUAACCGGUCUAUGGAACUUCCUAUAUUCUUUCGAGAGGGAGACUUUUCUACUGAACAAAGUCCAAUCAAGCAGGAGAGACCAGCCUCCCCUGUACCCAGCUGUGUGUCCAUGAAGAAUGACUGGUCUAUGGAACCUCCUAUAGUGUUUAGAGAGGGAGACUUUUCUACUGAACAAAGAAACCAACAGGAGAGAUCAGAGUCAGAGAUUCUCAGUGGUCAGUCUUCCCAGAGUCAUCAAACAGACCUGGACUCCAUAUUCAGUAUGCUUGAAGAGAAAAUUAUGACAUUUGUGAAGAACGAGCUGAAGAUAUUCAAGAGGAUUCUUAGUCCAGAACUCCCAGAAGGCUUUGAGAGUCAGAAGCAGGAAGUGGUGGAUGCUGAAGAUGAGCAGCAGGAGAGCAGUGCCAGAGAGGGGGCUCUGAAGAUCACACUGCACAUCCUGAGGAAAAUGAACCAGAAGGAGCUUGCUGACACACUGGAGGAAUAUGAGCUUGCUGUGAUUUGCCAACGUGAACUCAAAUCUAAUCUAAAGAAGAAGUUUCAAUGUGUAUUUGAGGGGAUCGCUAAACAAGGAAACCCAACACUUCUCAAUAAGAUCUACACAGAGCUCUACAUCACAGAGGGUGGAACAGGAGAGGUCAAUAAUGAACAUGAGCUGAGACAGAUUGAGACAACACCCAGGAAACAAGCAAGACCAGAGACUGCAAUCAAAUGUAACGACAUCUUCAAACCCUUAACUGGACAAGAUAAACCUAUCAGAACUGUGCUGACAAAGGGAGUCGCUGGCAUUGGAAAAACAGUCUCUGUGCAGAAGUUCAUUCUGGACUGGGCUGAAGGAAAUGCAAAUCAGGAUGUCCAAUUUGUGUUUUCAUUCCCUUUCCGGGAGCUGAAUUUGAUGAAAGGGGACAAACACACUUUCAUUAAACUUCUCAAUCACUUCUCAAUGGAAACCAAAGAAUCAAGAAUCUCCAACUACGACAAGUACAAAGUUCUGUUCAUCUUUGAUGGUCUGGAUGAGUGCCGACUGCCCCUAGACUUCCAGAAGAACAAGAUCUGUUGGGACGUCACAGAGUCAACCUCAGUGGAUGUUCUGCUGACAAAUCUCAUUAAGGGAAAUCUGCUUCCCUCUGCUCUCCUCUGGAUAACUACCCGACCUGCAGCAGCCAAUAAGAUCCCUUCAGGGUGUGUUGACCAGGUGACAGAGGUACGAGGGUUCAAUGACCCACAGAAGGAGGAGUACUUCAGGAAGAGAUUCAGUGAUGAGGACCUGGCCAGCAGAAUCAUCUCACACAUAAAGACAUCAAGGAGCCUCCACAUCAUGUGCCACAUUCCAGUCUUCUGUUGGAUUUCUGCAACAGUCCUUGAACACAUGCUGAAACAUAAGAGAGAAGAGAUGCCCAAGACUCUGACUGAGAUGUACACACACCUUGUGGUGUUUCAUACCAAACAGAAGAAUGAAAAGUAUCUUGGGAAAGAAGAGACAGGUCCACACAGGAAUAAAGAGAGCAUUCUGUCACUGGGAAAACUGGCUUUUCAACAGCUUGUGAAGGGCAAUCUGAUUUUCUAUGAAGAAGAACUGAAAGAGGCUUGCAUUGAUGUCAAUGAAGCCUCAGUGUACUCAGGAUUGUGCACACAGCUCUUUAAAGAGGAAUGUGGGCUGUACCAGGACAAGGUGUACUGCUUUGUUCAUCUGAGCAUUCAGGAGUUUCUGGCUGCUGUAUAUGUGUUCCUCUCUUUCAUCAACAACAAUGAGAAUCUAAUGGACAAACUGCAAACAAAAGACGAGUCUGAAGUUACUGUCUACAAGAGUGCUGUGGAUAAAGCCUUACAAAGUGAGACGGGAAACCUGGACCUUUUCCUCCGCUUCCUUCUGGGCCUCUCACUGGAGUCCAAUGAGAAGCACUUACGAGGUCUACUGACAAAGACAAGAAGCAGCUCACAGAGCCAUGAAGAAACAGUCAAGUACAUCAAGAAGAAGAUCAGGGAGAAUCCCUCUCCAGAGAGGAGCAUCAAUCUGUUCCACUGUCUGAAUGAACUGAAUGACCAUUCUCUAGUGGAGGAGAUCCAAAGCUUCCUGAGCUCAGGAAGUCUCUCAGAACCCAACCUGUCACCUGCACAGUGGUCAGCUCUGGUCUUUGUGUUGCUGACUUCAGAAAAGGAGCUGGAUGUGUUUGACCUGAAGAAAUACUCCAGAUCAGAGGAAGGUCUUCUGAGGCUGCUGCCAGUGGUCAAAGCCUCCAGAGCUGUUCUGUUGUCAGGCUGUGGAGUCACAGAGGAAGGCUGUGCUUCUCUGGUCUCAGCUCUGAAGUCAAACCCCUCACCCCUGAGAGAGCUGGAUCUGAGUAACAAUGACCUGAAGGAUUCAGGAGUGGAGCUGCUCUCUGCUGGACUGGGGAAUCCCCACUGUAAACUGGAGACUCUGAAGCUGUCAGGCUGUCUGGUCACAGAGGAAGGCUGUGCUUCUCUGGUCUCAGCUCUGGAGUCAAACCCCUCACACCUGAGAGAGCUGGAUCUGAGUAACAAUGACCUGAAGGAUUCAGGAGUGAAGCUGCUCUCUGCUGGACUGGGGAAUCCCCACUGUAAACUGGAGACUCUGAGGCUGUCAGGCUGUCUAGUCACAGAGGAAGGCUGUGCUUCUCUGGUCUCAGCUCUGAGGUCAAACCCCUCACACCUGAGAGAGCUGGAUCUGAGUAACAAUGACCUGAAGGAUUCAGGAGUGGAGCUGCUCUCUGCUGGACUGGGGAAUCCCCACUGUAAACUGGAGACUCUGAGGCUGUCAGGCUGUCUAGUCACAGAGGAAGGCUGUGCUUCUCUGGUCUCAGCUCUGGAAUCAAACCCCUCACACCUGAGAGAGUUGGAUCUGAGUAACAAUGACCUGAAUGAUUCAGGAGUGAAGCUGCUCUCUGCUGGACUGUGGAAUCCCCACUGUAAACUGGAGACUCUGAGGCUGUCAGGCUGUCUAGUCACAGAGGAUGGCUGUGCUUCUCUGGUCCCAGCUCUGAGGUCAAACCCCUCACACCUAAGAGAGCUGGACCUGAGCUACAAUCACCCGGGAGACUCAGGGGUCAGACUGCUCUCUGCUGGACUGGAGGAUCCACACUGCAGACUGGAGAAACUCAAUGUGGAACAUGGUGGAGAGAACAGAAUGAAACCUGGGCUUAGAAAAUAUGUCUGUGAUCUCACACUGGACCUAAACACAGUAAACAGACUCCUCUCUCUGUCUGAGGAGAACAGAAAGGUGACACGUAGGAGAGAGGAGCAGCCGUAUCCUGAUCACCCAGAGAGAUUUGAGGGCUGUGGACAGGUGUUGUGUAGAGAGGGUCUGACUGGGCGCUGUUACUGGGAGGUAGAGGGAGUGGGAGAGGCUGUUAUAGGAGUGACAUAUAAAGGAAUCAGCAGGAGAGGAGGGGUUAAUGAUUGUGAUGUGUCCUCUGAUGUGUCCUCAGAUGUGUCCUCAGAUGUGUCCUCUGAUGUGUCCUCUGAUGUGUCCUCAGAUGUGUCCUCAGAUGUGUCCUCAGAUGUGUCCUCAGAUGUGUCCUCUGAUGUGUCCUCUGAUGUGUCCUCAGAUAUGUCCUCUGAUGUGUCCUCAGAUGUGUCCUCAGAUGUGUCCUCUGAUGUGUCCUCUGAUGUGUCCUCAGAUGUGUCCUCAGAUGUGUCCUCUGCUCUUCCGAAGCCGUUCAGGGUCCAUAUGGAGCCCGUUAUCCUUCUUGGCU